This is a messenger RNA of Chlamydomonas reinhardtii, 1631 nucleotides long. RefSeq lists its product as uncharacterized. NCBI's taxonomy places the organism in Eukaryota, Viridiplantae, Chlorophyta, Chlorophyceae, Chlamydomonadales, Chlamydomonadaceae. The record is from RefSeq and is a predicted model, not a curated record. Gene Ontology annotation, cellular component: lipid droplet; mitochondrion; plasma membrane. Gene Ontology annotation, biological process: glycolipid biosynthetic process. The coding region runs from base 9 to 1448 and encodes 479 amino acids. The transcript has 7 exons.
UGUUGGGGAUGUUGCGCCACGCCAGCGGCUACAGCUCGAGGCCCUUCUGGUGUCCCUCCCUCAACUCCCUCGACGUGCCCAUCCUGACCGCGGCGGACGCACGCGGCCUGGCAGCCGUGUGUGGCUCCAGCCAAGUGCUCCUAUCCACCGCCGGCCCCUUCGCCCGGUACGGCGACGCCGUGCUUGAGGCCGCCCUGCAGGAGCGAACCCACUAUGCCGACAUCACCGGCGAGCUGACCUGGGUGGCGCGCAACGCCCGCCGGCAGGGCCCCGCCGCGGCCGCCGCCGGCGUGAAGCUGGUGCACUGCUGCGGCUACGACUCCGUGCCCAGCGACCUUGGGGCGCUCAUGAUGGCGGACUGGUGCAGCCGCCAGCUGGGCUGCGGUAUCGACACGAUGUACACGCUGGUGACCGAGGGGCUGGGCGGCUUCAGCGGCGGCAGCAUCACCAGCCUUGCGGACAUGCCCGACCAGGAGGCGCAGCUGUGGGGGCCGGCGGCGGCAGCGGGCCCAGGAGCCGGGGCCAGCCGUAGCAGCAGUGGUAGCGGUGGUGCAGGGCCAGGUGGUGAAGGGUCAGCAGGUGGUGGUGGCGAGUGGGCGGCGCUGCAGGCUGAUCCCUACUACCUGGCUGUGGCGCUGGGCGGGUCCCGCGGCUCCGACCGGCCGCCGGGGCUGCAGGCGCGCUACCUGCCCGCCGCCCGCACCUGGGCCGCGCCCUGGCUCAUGGAGGGCAUCAACAGCCGCGUCGUACACGCCAGCAACGCCUUGCUCGCACAGCAGCAGCAACAGCUGCAGCAGCAGCAGCAGCAGCAGCAGUCGGAAUCUGUCAUGGCUGUAGCAGGUUCAGUGGCAGUGGGCGGCGCCACAGGCAGGUAUGCCGGCGCGAGCAGCCAGUCCGCCGGCACGCGGCCGGCGGCGGCGGCGGUUGGCGGGGGCGCGGGCGCGGGUGCGGGUGGCGGCGGUGGCGGCGCGUAUGGGCGAGACUUCAAGUAUGUGGAGAUGCUUGCGAUUGGUGGUCUGGUUGGCGCGAGUCUGAUUAGCGCAGCAAGCCAGUUGGGGGCGGCGGCCGUGGAGCGACCGGAGACGCGGCAGGCCCUGAAGAGCCUUCUGCCCCCCGGCAGCGGCCCUCCGCGGCUGGUGCGGGAGAUGGGGUUCUGGAAGCACGAGCUCGUGGCGGUGACGGAGGAGGCGACACCCAGGGUGGUUCGCGGUGUGUGCGGGGACCGGCGCGACCCCGGCUAUUGGUCCACCAGCCGCAUGCUGCUGGAGACGGGGCUGGCGCUGGCGCUGGACUCACAGCAGCUGGCGGCGGACCCCCGGGUCCUGUCCGGCGGCGUGCUGACGCCCGCGGCGGCGUGCGGGCUGGCGUUACUGGAGCGGCUGCGGCGGGCGGGGUUCAGGUUCGAGGUGACAGGGGUGGAGGGGCUGGCGCCUGCGGCUGCCCGGUAAAAGGCGCGUUGGUGAAGUGUGGUGGGUUGAGGCAUUUCUCAAGGCGAGGUGAUGGCCAGGCGACGGCAAAGUUAGUGCUGGGUUUUAUGUUGGCGUCCAUCCAUGAGGGCUGCAGAGGGGCAAGCGGCUAAGUCUGUAAGGUGGCUGGCUUGGGGCUGGGCGGAACGAAACGUGUAGCGCAUG